Molecule: messenger RNA, 627 nt
Organism: Botrytis sinoallii
Lineage: Eukaryota; Fungi; Ascomycota; Leotiomycetes; Helotiales; Sclerotiniaceae
Exons: 2
Coding region: 1-627 (208 amino acids)
Source: RefSeq, a predicted model, not a curated record
AUGCUAAUAUUGUUUUCUGUGGGGAUUCUGGGGAUGAGUCUAACCCUCCCCCCACACACACAAACGAAACAACCACCAAACUCCCCUCCACCCCUCAAAAUCCUCAACCACCGUCUACGGACUCCUCUACACCCUCUCCCCCCGCGACGAAACCCUCCUCGACACAAGCGAAGGCGUCCCCUUCGCAUACACGAAAAUUUCUCCUCUGAUCACCCUCCGAUCCGUUUCGCCCUCCCUUGGUGCGCCCACAAUAUCCUUUCUCUUGUCUUUAUUUCCUGGUUCCGGAUUCCGUUUCCACGGUUUCCGUUUCCGAAGUUUCAAGUGCCGGGUUGGCAUUCCCCCCUCUGCUUCCCUCGUCAUUUUUUCUCUGCGCCCUCUCCUCCUUCUCCUCCUCCUCUCUUUCUCCCCACCGCCUCCCAACCAUCCCAACCAUCACCACCCCUCCAAAUCCGCGCACUAACCUACAUCGAUACCCUGCGUAUCACCCCCUCGGCUCCCAAUCCAGAAUAUGUUACGCGCAUGAAUCGCGGGAUUCGAGAUGCGAUUUCCGAGGGAUUUCCUCCAUCAUAUGUACGAGAUGUGAUGCGUCUUUACAUUCCCGCUCGCGAAGAGGGAGGGGACUUCUGA